UGCAGUCGCGGUCCGUCCGCUCUCCGGCACUCACGUCGAAACGAGUCGCAGAUCGCCGCGUCGUCGGAUGACGUGCAUCUUUAAACACCGUUAAUUGUCGAUAAAAAGCUAAUCGGACAAGUGACACCCCCGCACUGAUCGCACGCUCGCGUAACGAUUUAUCCGCAAUUCGAGUCGUUCCGAGGAUUUCGUCAGGCUUCAGAAGGUUUAAGAUCGACUUUAGGUGGUCCACAUCUUCUUCAUCUUCGAAGCUUACGAUUUAAAAAAAAAUUAUGCACGAUAUAUUACGGUCUCGUUAAUUGUUUUUCGUGGAAAUCUUUCUCCUCGUGGCAAAUUUCACGAUUGAUUCCCCAAUUGGAACGCAAUCCAAAUGUCUUCGUUGCAACGUUGCUAUUCUACUCGCCUCGUCGAUCUUGUUAAUGAUCGCUAGAGUUCAUCGACAAACUUCCGCUAUUGACGGUGCGCUUUCCAUUCUGAAUUUCCACGAUCGCAUCGCACGAGUGCGUGACGCUAAUUCGAGCUUAAUUUUCAUUUAAUUGUGUGUGUGUGUGUGUGUGGUUUUUUUUUAUUAAACACGUGAAAGUCGUGGGUUUUCCUGGGGAUCGUCUUUCAGACCGUCGAGAACCCAACGAACAGAGAAAGUCUCACGGGUCGAGGAGCACGUUUUAGCUUCUACAAUUAUCUCGGAACUGUUUCGAACGAGUGAAAUAUGAGAAAUAUGAGAGAUGAAACAUUGCGGUAAAUAUGUACGAAUACACGAAAUAAGAUAGGAAAUUUGUGAACGCGAAUAUAGAAAAAUGAAAGAUAGAGACAGAGGGCCCGAAAGAGAGUUAAAUUGAACUCACAGUUUUAAUUUAAUAGAUUUUUUAACAAACCCCAGAGUAUAGAAUAAAAUCGUAUUAGUGAUCAGUAGAUGAUACGCGGUAUCUAAGCGAGCAAAAUCGAGUAGUCAAGUUCACCAAUAAGACACUAAACGGGAAAAGCGAGAAAAUAUUAUCCUGCAAGUUGCAUUGCUUAGUAAAAUUAAAUUCCUGUUAUAAGAACGAUUCGUGUUAAGCGAUUAAGAGAACCAAAAGACUUAUGCAUCUCUAAUCAAUAAAUAUAAUCAUAAUGAUGAAAUAGACUUGCAUCAAUUUUUCGAGUAUAACAUAAGAUCCUGGGUAGGGUAAAACAGGAAAAUAGCGGUCACUUAAAGCAAAAAUAAAAAACGAAGUAUAUCUUUAUAUUUAUCGUUUAUUAUACGUACUUAUAGAGGAACGACAUUCGUGCCGAGUGUUACAAUUAAAAUCUAAAGUCAUCUAAAUAAUCGUACGCGCAUAAAUAACGUUGCUCUUUUAUCUAUUGAUCAGAAUCCAUUUGAAUAUGCGUCCGCAUAAUGCGUCCGCAUUUCUCAUUCCCAACUUCUAAGGAUGACCGUAUUGAGGCUGCUUCAAUAAAACGCUGAGAAAGGGAUCGUCGAUCGCGCUGCAAUUUGCAUCGGACCGGACGUUCUACAGCUGAAGUCGAUCUGGCCGGCCUGCGUCCAGAUCGACUGACGGGGAGAAUCCGCUCUCCGCGAUCCGGACCUUCGUGCAGCUCCCGCUCGGGCCCCUCCGUCUCGCGUGAUCCAGAAGGUCAUGCGCUAGCUCCGCUCCCCUUGACGGAUGUACCUUGAAAAACGCAUUCGAAUGCACGCACGCAUGCAUGCAACAAUACGGCCGGCCUACCGCACCAUCAUCCUCGCCGCGCAGCGGAGUCAGUGAGUCAGUGAACCGUCCUCCGGUGGCGGUGGCGGCGGAGCGGAGCGGGUUCGGUUUGGCUCGGUUCGCUCGGUGGUUACUUAACGUACUUGCGGUAGAAAGUCGACGAUAGUCGACGACACCGGAUCGACCGGGCUGGACUGGCGCGAUCGUACUACGGUACCUAAUCGCCCGGCCGUCAGGGAAUUCGGGAUCGGCGCGACCCUCCGCUCACUCGCUCGCGAGCGAUCUGCGCAACUCCCCGAUCGAUGGAUCUCACGGGCCGCACGAUCGAUGGUGCCGACGAUCCCGCGACCCUGCUGAUCAUCGAUCCGAUCGUGGGAAACGAUCAUGGCAUCGACGUGCAGCAUCUGAUCGAUUGACAGACGUGUAGUGCGCAUAGAACAGUUAUUUUUUCCCUUUCUUUUUUUCGUUUUGCCCUUGCACCGGAUCACUUUGCGUCGUAAACGAGGAUGGACGGCCUCAUCGAGAUCUUCCUCUUCUGCGGAGUAAUCUGCUAUUUCUUUAAUCUCAGACCCAAUAAAAUGGUAGACGUGUUGUCUACGCGUCUGCAGGAGGUGUACGCCAAGUGGGAAACCAGGACGGAAAUGACGCGAAAUGCGGAACCGACGACCACUCGAUUUUCCCUGGACGGUCUCCGACGAGCCGGGCAGCAGUUCCACCGAAGGAAGAUCCAGGAUCGGGAGCAGUCGCGCAAGGUACGCGAGAGCUCGUUGUACAGCAUCAAGGAGACUGAACCACUGGCGCCCUUGAUCAAACACAGGGCCUCGUUCCUACAUUACUGCUGCAGAACCUGCACGCCCGCUUCCAGGGAUACCUUAGUAAAAUCCGUGCUCAAGCAGCAGCAGCAGCAGCAGCCAUACGGUAUAAAUAUACUGUUGGUUCCACCAGGUUCCACGCUUUUCUCGAGGGUAUUCAACUACGUAUCUUGUGUCUUAAGUUUCAAGAGAUAUGACUAUCCAAUGGUCACGGGGACGGUCUUGAAUGAUGAAAAAUUAAAAGACGCUAUCAAGCUAACCGCGUGGGAGACGGCCAAUAAUGAGGGUUGCAGCGAGGAGAAAGCGCUCGCGAAGGCGAAAGCCAGGGCCAGGAACAUAUUGCUGCAAAUGGAGAGCAGAUGCAGCGACACCCUCCUCAAGAUAGUCUCGUGGCUGGUGUACAAACUGUUGCCCUGUUUUUUACAAUCCGCCGUCAUGUUACCCACUCAAAUAGAGCUGCUGAAGCAGGCGGAUGAUACCGGUCUACCGCUCGUGCUGCUGCCGCUCCACCGCAGCCAUUUGGACUACAUAAUGAUCAGCUUCCUUAUGGUCGCAAAUAAUAUAAGGAAUCCAUUGAUCGCGGCGGGGGAUAACUUGAGGAUUCCAUUUUUUGGAUGGCUUCUGAGAGGUCUGGGUGCUUUCUUUAUAAAACGUCGUAUUGACCCAGAAUCAGGACGCAAGGAUCUUCUCUAUCGCGCAACUCUUCAAACGUACAUCAUGGAGAGUCUUCGUGCCGGACAUAACAUGGAAUUCUUCGUGGAAGGUGGCCGCACGAGAACCGGGAAACCUUGUAUGCCGAAGAGUGGCAUCCUGAGUGUUAUCGUCGACGCGUACAUGGACGGCACCAUCGAGGACGCGUUUCUGAUACCUAUAGCGAUCAAUUACGAACGACUGGUGGACGGAAAUUUCGUUAGGGAACAAUUGGGACAGCCAAAGAAAAUGGAGACUUUUACGUCGACGAUCAAAGCCAUGUGGUCAACGUUAAUGGGUCGUUACGGUAUCGUCAAAAUCGAUUUCUGUCAACCGUUUUCCCUCAGGGAAAUGGUAAAGACGUUCCAAGCUCAGCAAAAUAAAUUAGCUCUAAGAAAUCCAUCGGAACGACCUUUAAAAUACACUAUGUCGAAUUCGUCUCUUUACGGUACGGAUGUAAUCGUGGAAGAACAACGACAAUUGGUGGACAGCAUCGCCCGACACGUUGUAUAUGAUUCGUCUAAAUCUAUGCCGAUUAUGUCAACCAAUGUUGUGGCAUUUUUAUUAUUAAAUAAGUUCCGAGAUGGUUGUACAUUAGACAAACUGGUCGAAACGUUUGACUCAAUGAGACAAGAGUUGGAAUUUGCUGACAAUAACGUAGCGUUUUGCGGAGAGAGCGUUGACAUCAUUAAACACGCGCUGGAUAUCUUGGGACCGGGUUUGGUGACGCAACAGCGACAGGAAAUCACCGAGGCUGUUAACGGCGAUCAAUCCUACAAAUCGAACGUCGUCAUAGCGAUCCGUCCUGUGUCGAUUCUACCGAAUGUGAUCGAGCUGUCGUAUUACAGCAAUACUAUGUUGUUGUAUUAUGUUAUGGAUAGUAUAGUAGUAACUGCUUUGUAUGCUGAAUUGCAGUCCCAGCUCAAUAAUCCGAUCGCGAUCGCAGAGAACAAUAUUACGGUGUUACAAAACAGUCUACUCGAGCGAGCACUUAAGUUGUGUGACAUUCUUAGGUAUGAGUUUAUUUUCUGCCGGCCCUGCCAGGAACUGAGAGACAUAGUUAUUGAAACGAUACAGAAUCUUUCGCAUAAGGGCAUUAUUACCCAGAAAGAGCAAGUUUACCUGGAGGAUGAACUCUGGAGCAAAAGAUACGCGAGAAAUUUUGAUGAUAGUUCGGACGAGGAGUACUCGAGAGAACGGGAAAUCCAAAAGAUUGAAUAUAAAUUGAGCUUAAAGCCAGAACAUUCUAGUCGCAUGGAAUUUCUACAUACAAUGUUACGUCCGUUAAUUGACACGUACACAUGCAGUGCAUUCAAUUUGAGGAAGUUGGUCGACCGAUCGCUCAGUGAACGAGAGUUAACUCAAGAAGUAUUGAGUGAAAUCAAAACCAAAGUAGACGGAGGCGUAGUUAGCUACGGAGAGAGUUUAUGCGUCGAUCCGAUAAAGAACUCCUUUAGGCUUUUCGAAAAAUGGAAUGUCCUGGAGUGCCACAUGCAAGAUAACGUUAAAAUUUUGUACUUGAAAGAGGAUUGCGAUACGGCUGCGGCAACAAAAAAUGUGUACGAUACCAUAGCACCUUUCAAGUGGGUCAGAAAUAUGGAUUAAAACGUGAUGAUACUUCCUACUUUAGUCAAAAAGAGUCUUUGAAUUACUAUUUUUUAUAUCUUUUAUAAAAUCUCAUUGAUAUACGUCCGGGUAUCCGGCAAUAUUUUUUACGGACAUCGUUCGUGGGUGUGUUAAGUACACAACUAUAAAUAGUAUGUGUAUUAUAAUACAUAUUUAAGUACGUACAGCCUGUACAUAGCUUCUUUGAGUGAAGAUAAAAAUUUAAAAAAUACGAUAUAGUAUAUCACUUGUGAAUGUUUCUAAAAGCGCGAUUCACAUUCACAAUGAAAUACUUAAAAGUCCUGUUUCACGAUGUAAAACUGUACAAAUGCAAGAUUAAACUAUAGAUCUAAGUUGGUUGUAUCAUAAAAUAUUUUUACGAAUAAAUAGACAAUAGUACAUAUCACAGAAAGAUGUUUGUAGUUAUCUUGUUAAUAAAAAUAAUUUUGUGUGCAUAUA
This is a messenger RNA of Temnothorax curvispinosus, 5251 nucleotides long. RefSeq names its product glycerol-3-phosphate acyltransferase 1, mitochondrial-like. The record is from RefSeq and is a predicted model, not a curated record. Lineage: Eukaryota; Metazoa; Arthropoda; Insecta; Hymenoptera; Formicidae. The transcript has 14 exons. Bases 2192 to 4792 code for a protein of 866 amino acids. Gene Ontology annotation, cellular component: mitochondrial membrane.